GCACGCGCGCGACCGGACAGUGGAGUAUUUUUGUUAAAAGACGGACUGUUAACCCGCAGAGGCCGAAUGACAGUUACCGUUUGAUUCACCCUGGGUUUCUUUGGUUUAAAUUUCUGACAUAACGUAAUAAAAACAUUUCUACAAAUGGGUCCCGGAUAAAGUAGAGAGAAUAUUCCAGAAACACCGUGGACUGCGGGGGUUUCGAGCGCAGGGAGGGCAACGCAGCGGCCCGCGGCCGUGAAGGAGCUUAGCAGGCGGCAGGAGCAGCAGAAGCAGCAACACAAACACAAGGAGCCGCCGCCGGCCAUUGUGUGUCAAGAGACGGAAUUCUCUCGUCACCGAAGCCCCGUCCCCUGCUCCUUACUACCCUUCCUGAUUCUGUUUUGGGAGAUUUCAGACCAGUAUCAUCGCCAAGAUAGCCGGGCCGGGCAGGAAGAGGCACUCAGAUCCAGACCCCAGCAGCGAUAGUGAUUCCAGCGACGGGCAGCCUGUUAGUGCCAAGUGCCUGAAGAUGGCCAGCAGCGGAGGUACCUGUAUGGCUGGUAGUGAAACAGCGGGCCGUCGUGGUGGGGCUCAACCGAGAGGAGGAGGAGGAGGUGGGAGGGAGAACAGCUCAGACCUUUCCUCCAGUACCAGUAAGAAGAAGCAGAAGGACAGAGCCAACCAGGAGAGCAGAGAGGCCAAGAGGGCGGCAGCUGCUGCUGCUGCUGUGGUAGAAGGAGUCAUAGCAGAGGUCAAGAAAGAUGUAUUUGUGGACUGGAAGCAGAAUGUCAAUGAAGUGACUGUGAGGCUGCGCUGUGGGGAGGGGAUUCAGAGGAUAGAGGACAUCAACACAACCUUCACCGAUACACACUGCCUUGUGUGCUUCCCAGAUGGACGGCAGUGGAGCUGCCAGUUGCAGGAGGAAAUUGAGGCUUCGUGCAGCAGAGUCCAGUACAAGGAGAAGGGAGGAUUCCUGCAUCUCAUUAUGCACAAGAAGAUUCCCUUUCAUAUCUGGCCGUCGCUUAAGUCAAACAAGAAGGAGAAGGAGGCUGCACCACCAGAAACCAAAAAUGAGAAGGAACCCAAGGUGCUACCGGUUGCCUCGGGGUCAUCGGACAAUUCCAGACUGACCUCAGCACCGCCACAACUUCAUCCCCAUCCUCCCUCCUCGCCGCUCACCGAGUCAAGACGCACCGGUGGCAAAGCCGAGCGUUUAGCCAAGCGUUGUGUGAAAAACAAACCAGGGCGUGACAAGGCCACUGUAGAGUCUGUAGAGAUGACGACGGGUGGAGCUGGCGACAGCCCAGGAGCCACCGGCAAGCCUGUUUCUAACACAAGGGGCGAGCAGCAGCAGCAGCAGCCUCAGGAACACGGUGCCAAGCGCUCCGUUGUGCAGCCGCCCAAGACCAUAAAGCAAGCUACAUCGUCUGCUGACAAGGACACACAUUGUGUAAACACCAAUGAUAAUAAAGCGCCUAACACGCACCUGCCUGCUGGUCGGAGCCCGCAGACACAAUGCAGGGAUUUGGAUAACAGAGUAGAGAGACUGGACCGUGGUGAGGAGCAGAACGCUGGAGUUGCCGUCACUGCUGCCGACAGCCAUACCAACACAACUCAGGCGGCAGAGAAACAAAACCAGUCUUUAGAAAGGUGUGGGACUACAGGCGACGACGUCGAAAGCCAAUCAGCAACUCCCAAGAGUGACUGCCUCAAACCUGUCAUCUUCAACAACGACACAGACUCUGCUUCUCCAUGCACAAGGCUGGGAGACGGGACAGACACGGAGCCACAGCCAGAGGAGAAACCUGUUGAGCAGGAAUCGGAGCAGGAUUCUCUGAUCCGGCAGCAGCUCGGGUCAACGGAGACGUUACCAGUACCGACUGUUGGAAUGGGUGCCAAACAGAACUCUGCACCUGCACCUGCGGUCGCCGAGAGCCAGCAGGGCAGCAGUGACGGAGAGGAGAAGCGUGACCAGUUGAAGGAGGAGCCUUUGGAGAUCAAGCAAGAGGAAGAGCCGAUGGUCAACCUGCAGUUUGUGAAGAAUGAUUCGUACGAGAAGGGCACGGACCUGAUGGUGGUUAACGUUUACAUGAAGGGCAUCUGCAGGGACACGGCCGGGGUCAUCUUCAGGGAGCAGGACUUCACCCUUAUCUUUCAGACGAGUGACGCUAACUUUCUGCGGCUUCAUUCAGGCUGUGGACCAAACACGGUCUUCAAGUGGCAAGUCAAACUCAGGAACCUGAUCCAGCCUGAGCAGUGCAGCUAUUCGUUCACCCCGUCCCGCCUGGACAUCACCCUGAAGAAGAGACACAGCCAGCGCUGGGGGGCCCUGGAGGCUCCUGCCUCACAAGGUGCAGUGGGUGGUGCCAAGGUUGCUGUGCCCUCCAGCCCUGCCUGCAUGGAGAAAAGCCAGCCAGGCAGCAGCCAGCACAGCCCCCCCACCAAGGAGGAGCCUCCGAGGGUCGGUGAGGAGAAACCCAAGGCCCCGAAGGCUUCGUCCAGGGUGGAGGACGGUGGUCUGGAUUCUGUGGCUCCUCGCUCCGAUCAUGUUGCCAUCACUAAGCCGGAACCCACGGUUACUUCACCUAAGCCUACCUGCAUGGUGCAGCCCAUGACUCACGCUCCUCCUGCCAGCAAUGAGCGGCAUGAGGAAGAGGAGGAGAAGAAGGUGUGCCUGCCUGGUUUUACAGGACUGGUCAACCUGGGCAACACCUGCUUCAUGAACAGUGUCAUCCAAACCCUGUCCAACACCAGAGAACUCAGGGAUUACUUCCAUGAUCGAGCGUUUGAGGCGGAAAUCAACUGCAGCAAUCCGCUGGGAACAGGAGGCAGACUCGCCAUCGGCUUUGCAGUGCUACUCAGGGCCCUUUGGAAGGGAACACACCAUGCCUUCCAACCCUCAAAGCUCAAGGCAAUUGUUGCCAGUAAAGCCAGUCAGUUUACAGGCUACGCCCAGCACGAUGCCCAAGAGUUCAUGGCCUUCCUGCUGGACGGGCUCCACGAAGACCUGAACCGGAUUCAGAAUAAACCGUACACGGAGACCGUCGACUCUGACGGACGGCUGGACGAGGUGAGUGUGGUGGCAGAGGAAGCGUGGCAAAGGCACAAGAUGAGGAACGACUCCUUCAUAGUCGACCUCUUCCAAGGCCAGUUUAAAUCCAAGCUUGUGUGCCCCACAUGCUCCAAGGUGUCCAUCACCUUUGACCCCUUCCUGUACCUGCCAGUCCCUUUGCCCCAGAAACAAAAGGUGCUCUCAGUUUUCUACUUUGCUAAGGAGCCCCAUAAAAAACCCAUCAAGUUUUUGGUGAGCGUGAGCAAAGAGAACUCCAGCACUGCUGAAGUCCUCGAAUCCAUUUCACGGAGCGUCAGGGUGAAACCAGAGAAUCUCAGACUUGCAGAGGUCGGGAAGAACCGUUUCCAGCGCAUGUUCCUCGCGUCCGAUUCCCUGGACACGGUGUCCUCUUCUGAUAUGCUGUUCUGCUUUGAGGUGCUAUCUAAAGACCUGGCCAAAGAGAGAGUGGUGUUGCUUCGAGUGCAACAGAAACUGCAGGUCCCUAAUAUCCCCAUCUCAAAGUGCGCCGCCUGCAUGAAGCCUCCGGUGUCGGACGAAGACAAGCUGAAGCGAUGCACUCGCUGCUAUCGCGUUGGCUACUGUAAUCAAGCUUGUCAGAGGACACACUGGCCCAAUCACAAGGCUUUGUGUCGACCCAACAUGGAGAAUGUGGGCCUGCCCUUCCUGGUCAGUGUGCCAGAGUCUCGACUCUCCUAUACCCGCCUCACUCAGCUGCUCGAGGGUUACUCCAGGUUCUCUGUCAACGUGUUCCAACCUCCUUUCCAGUCAGGCAGAACGUCCCCAGAAACAUCUCAGUGCCGGUUAGACCUUCCACCAGUGCCAUCGGGUUUACCUGACGGCGUUGGGAAUGGGGACGGGGCCACAGGUGGAAGCACUGGUCCUGUGACGGGUGCUGGUGAUGUUGGGCCGGACAGCCAGUCUGUGUCGCCUGAGUCGCAGGCAGAGUACAGCCAGGCCCCGGCCUCUCACUCUGUGGAGGCAGAUUCCAUCUCCUCCUCCCAGACUUCCCUCUCCACCAUGCACACGACAGAUUCAGGAUUCUCUGAGCCGGCCUCCACAGCGUCCUGCUGCUCUGUGGACCCUCAUGCUGAAAAAGAGACAUCCUGUGAGAAGGCAGUGCGGCCGGAAGCUGCGGUCACUGGAUAUCAACAUCCGAGUGAGUCAGCAUCAGGUCACGCCAGUCAGUUCUACAUCUAUCUUCUGGACUCCAGCAACAAGGAACAGAGGCUGGAUGAGAAAGAGGACUUCCUCACAGACCUUUCUGAAGACAUGACCCUGGAGCUGGUGUGGAAGAACAACGAGCGUCUGAAGGAGUAUGUCCUGGUGAGCUCCAAGGAGCUGGAGUAUGAAGAGGACCCUGGUUCUCUGAGUGAGACGGCAAGAGCAGGACACUUCACCCUGGAACAGUGUCUCAACCUCUUCACCAAACCGGAGGUGUUGGCACCAGAGGAGGCAUGGUACUGUCCAAAGUGCCAGCAGCACCGCGAGGCCUCCAAGCAGCUGCUGCUGUGGCGUCUGCCCAACGUUCUGAUCAUCCAGCUCAAACGCUUCUCCUUCAGGAGCUUCAUCUGGAGGGAUAAGAUCAACGACAUGGUUGACUUUCCAGUCAGGAAUCUGGAUCUGAGUAAGUUCUGUAUCGGCCAGAAGGAUGAGAUGCAACAACCUCCCAUCUACGACUUGUACGGCGUCAUCAACCACUAUGGAGGAAUGAUCGGAGGCCAUUACACGGCCUACGCUCGCUUGCCGAGCGACAAGAACAGCCAGCGCAGUGAUGUUGGCUGGCGUCUGUUUGACGACAGCACCGUGACCAUGGUGGAGGAGAGUCAGGUGGUGACGCGCUACGCUUACGUCCUCUUUUACCGGCGACGCAACUCCCCCGUAGAAAGACCGCCUCGCUUCCUAAGGCCCAUGGGAGCCGAGUCACCCACUGCCGCAGGAGCUACUGCCAGCCAGGCCUCUCUGAUAUGGCAGGAACUGGAGGAGGAAGAGGAGGGGCUUGUCGAAGGCCCCCGCGGACUGUUCCGCUCGUCGCUGUGGAGGCGGCAAACUCGGAUGAACCGAGGCAACGGAGACGAAGAUGAAGAAAAAGAAGAGAGGGCUGAAGGCUCGGUGCCACGGCGCCGGCGGCAGCGGAUGUCGGAAUAUCCCGACGACGACUGCGUGCGAUACUUUGUCGUGGGCACGCUGGCUGCCGUGUUUGCUCUGCUGGUCAACCUGCUCUACCCGCUUCUUUACAAAAGCUGAGCAGCAGCUGCAAACCUGGUCAGAAACAUGAAUGUGAGGUUAGAGGUUUGAGACUUCGCCUCUCUGUCCUGUCCUGCAACAUACCUCAACCUUGUUUUAAAAAAAAGCUUUUGGUACUGCUUCACACUUAGGGCUUGUUUUGAGUGUUAAAGCGAUAGUUCAGGUGUCGCUGUGUAAGAAACGUAGUCAGAGCUGAGUGUGUUUGUGUUCUCCCAACUGGGAACUAGUGUUGGACACUCACUGAAAACAUGGCUGCCAGUGAGGAAGAAAAAACUAUUUAGCCUCAUAAAAUCCACACAGUUCAAUCUGCAACAUCUCAAAAUACAUGUGCCACAUUAUUUCACUGUUAUCUACACGGUUAACUGAAGUGUGUAUCCCUUUGUUAUCCGCCGACUCCCCAGUACCAAAGCCCAUAGAGAAAAUCAAGUCCAUGGCCUCAUCUCAAGCAAGUUUAUGUCACGGUGCACAAACGUUGAUCCACUUCUUCCUCUAUCAUUGGAUUCAAAUGUGUGAUUUAAUGAAUUCUGUGUUUUGAAAUCCUUGGUUCUGAUUAACAUAAACGACAGAAACUUGCCAAAUGUGGUUUCACUAGACCAGCAGCCUCUGUGUCACGUCAGCUAAAAAUGCUGAUUUUCUCUAUGGACUUUGGUGUGGACGAGUAAGCAGUGAACAAACUUAUUUCCACUCCUAAAAACAAAUCACAUUUUUAGUCAAAAACCUGAACUAUCACUUUAAAUCUGCAACACAGCUCAACAGUUUAAAAAGCAUUAGCACCAUUUCACACAGAUGUCACUGAGGACCUGUGAUAGCACAGAAAACCUGGUUUUGUUAAAAAACACGUCCUGUAGUUGAUCUGUGUCUCAUGAAGACUUGAAUCCUUCUUCACUGAAGGACCAUGAAAACUGUGAGAUGUGCUUAGAGAGCUCAUGACGAUGUUGCUACAUCUGUAUUUUUGUUUGGGUUGAAUAAGCUCUAUAGAUGUACAGUAAUAUGUGAAAGAUUUAUAAGCUGAGAAUUCCAGGAAAGUCUUCUGUCUCUUACCAGUGACACGUGAAACCACUGUCAAAGGCCUUUUAGUCCACUUUUUAUUGCACUACACUUUUAAAAGUAUCAAAUGUACGAGACGCUCAGCGGCUGCAGUUAAUCCUGGACUGAACUGAAGCUUCUGAUUUUCUCCUGAUGUGGAUUAUGCAUUGUUUUCUUCUUUAUGUCUUAUCUUAUGCUUUUAAGUGGCCUAUUUCAACAAUAUGUACUGUUUUUGAUUUGUCAAAUGUUGCAUAUUGUUUGUUACUAUUAUUAUUAUUGUUGAGGAAACUGUCACAAUCUGUUCUUCAUCUCUGUUUCAACCAAGUAACAUGAAUUUCCGUCCACUAAUGCAACCUAUAACUAUGAUUAGUAUUCUUUUGAGUGGGAAUCUCGUAAACCCAGGGAUGCAGGAUAUUGUCGGCACACUAUCGGCCAAUAAUUGGUUGUUAAAUAAUAUUAUCGGGUUAUUGGAGACAUGCCCAAUUUUGAUGUUAAUUUCACUCCAGAGGAGACAAAAUGACCUCUGCAGCUGGACACACACACUGUGUCCUUCGUCGUCUAUUUGACUGCUUGUCCUAAUGUCUUUACUCUUUCUUAAAUCCAAUAAUUCUUUGUUUUGUUUAGUAUUGAGUUCUCAGGAAAAACUCCCUGUGUGUAAGACGGUGCAGAGUCACCUGGAUUUGCCUUAAGUGCUCGCCGUCGUCUCACGUCAGACGUUAUGCAAUGGACUGAGGUCCAGUCCAGUCUGUAUAUUAUGAGACUGUAGCAUGUGCUCGACAUGUUUCACACGACUGUGGAAAUGAACUUGAAUGUGUGAGAGUGUGAAAUCUGGUAAUCACCUGAUUGUAAAACGGCAGUGAAUUCACAUCCUUAGCAAAGAAUUACAACAUCGAAAUUAGGGCUGUGGCAGUUCAUCACUUAUUUAUCAAUAACUGAACUAAUCGGCAGCUAUUGUGACCUAAUUGUUGUCGUUUUAAAGCUUCUGGAAUGUGAAUAUUCUCUGAAUUCAGUCGUCUAUGUCAAAGAAACUUGACCAAGUACCAAAUUCCACAGAGAAAUUCAGCAAUUUUAUGUCACAGCACAGAAAAGUUGUGGAUCCAUUAAUUCCUGUCACUGAGUUAAAAUGUUUGAUUUUAUGAAUUCUGUAUUUGAAAUCCUUGUUUUGUGAAUUACAUGUGCGACACAUAUUUACCAAACAUGGCAGCAGUAGAGCAGCAGCCUGUGUGUGCGCAGCUGAAGUCUGAGCGAGCCGUCACUCAGACUUCAGCUCUGCUACACUACAACACAACUUAGCUGAAACCAUUUAAUGGCCCAGAAUGAACUUAUUUGUUAAUUGGAGAAAAUAAUCGACUGAUAAAUCAAUAAUUUGCUGCAGCUCUAAUCUGAAUGUUGAUGUUUUACUUUGUUUGAUUAUAGGAUAAAACCAUAAUGUUGUAUGUUGAAAGAAUAACCUUGUAUUUUUAUGGAAAUAAUCUAAAAUGUCUAUAAUAUAGUUAUUAUGAUGAUUAUGUAAUCGUAGUUUCCUGCAAUAAUGUAUCUAAGAUACCUCCAUCCAAAUGCUGCUUUGUAGAACAUUAAAACCAUUGUUUUGAAAAUAAA
Solea solea (common sole) is the source of this 7924-nucleotide messenger RNA. RefSeq names its product ubiquitin specific peptidase 19 (gene usp19). Gene Ontology annotation, biological process: protein deubiquitination. Lineage: Eukaryota; Metazoa; Chordata; Actinopteri; Pleuronectiformes; Soleidae. The record is from RefSeq and is a predicted model, not a curated record. Bases 512 to 5299 code for a protein of 1595 amino acids. Gene Ontology annotation, molecular function: cysteine-type deubiquitinase activity. The transcript has 26 exons.